GGGCAGGGCGGUAUGGGGGUGGCCCAGACCCCUGGGCACUGCUGGCUGCUGGGUGUUCUGGGGGCUGUUUCAUGGAGAGCCUGCUCAGUUUGACCCAUUGCUGGGGCUGCUGCGGGCUGGCAGCCCCCCACCCCAGCGAUGCCCUCUGCCUCCCUGAUGCCUUGGACGCUGUCUGCCUGCUGUCUUGCUCACAGCUGCUCCCUCCGUCUCGGGGUGGGCAGAAAGGACAGUGAAGUCCUGCCCCCCCCCCCCCCCCCCCCCCCCGCCAGGGCUGCAGCUCAGCCCCCGUAAUCCCCUUCCCGCUCCGACUCACCAGCUUAUUUCCUGGCUAAUUCCCUAAGCUAUAAAUACUGCUCUGCCUCAAAGGGCCCCGAGGCCCUGCAGCCACGCUGUGGGGCAGGGGCUGGUCCCUCUAGCAUGGGGGCAAAAGCCCUUGUCCCUCCUGGGGGCAAAGGAUGUCACUUGGCGGGGGCAGCUGCUAUGCAGCCAGUGGGAUCUUGGGCCGCAAUGAGCCCCUGAAGAAGGAGCGUCCCAAGUGGAAGAGCGACUACCCCAUGACGGAUGGGCAGCUGCGCAGCAAGCGGGAUGAGUUUUGGGACACGGCACCUGCCUUCGAGGGCCGCAAGGAGAUCUGGGAUGCCCUGAAGGCAGCUGCCUAUGCCGUGGAGGCCAACGACCACAGCCUGGCCCAGGCCAUCCUCGAUGGAGCCAGCAUCACCCUGCCCCACGGGUCCCUGACAGAGUGCUACGAUGAGCUGGGCAACCGGUACCAGCUGCCUGUCUACUGCCUGGCACCUCCCGUCAACCUGAUUCUGGAGCGGAGUGAGGAGGAGAUGGCGGAGCCAGCCGAGCCCCUGCCCAAUGCCCGGCGGGAGUUCGCCCUCAAGGUGCGGCUCUCCACCGGCAAGGACCUGCGGCUCAGCGCCAGCAUGGGCGACACCAUCGGGCAGCUGAAGAAGCAGCUGCAGGUGCAGGAGGGCAUUGACCUGGCCUGGCAGCGCUGGUUCUUCUCGGGCAAGCUGCUCACUGACCGCACACGGCUGCAGGAGACCAAGAUCCAGAAGGAUUUUGUUGUGCAAGUGAUCGUCAACCAGCCCCUGCCGCCCAGGAACUGAGCCACCCCCGCACUGGUUGCGGGGAGAGGGCGUGGAGCUGGGGGGGCAGCGGCACCUCUGGGGAUGCCCUGUGCCGCGUCCCAGCCCUGCCGGAGCCAGGGCAGCCCCUGCUCACCCCCGAGGCUGCCCACCACGCGGGUGACCCCCCAGGAGGGUCUGCAUGGGGCUGUGCCGCUGCGGUGGCCCCUCUUGGCUGGGGACACAGGCACGCGCUGCGUUUGCUGCAGAAGGUUCAAGACCAAAUGUCUCUGGGGCGGUUGGCACGGCCAGGGCCCCGCUGCUGGGCUGUGCUGGUGGGGAGAGGCCAUGACCUGCUGGGCUCCAGCUCCCCAUGGCCAGGAGGCCCCAGGGUGCUGGGCUGGGUGGAGAUGUCUCCCCUCUGUACAUAGUCUGUAUUUAUCAAUAAAGCCUUUUCAUCCUU
Aquila chrysaetos chrysaetos is the source of this 1536-nucleotide messenger RNA. It is a transcript of the gene UBTD1, whose product is annotated as ubiquitin domain containing 1. The record is from RefSeq and is a predicted model, not a curated record. NCBI's taxonomy places the organism in Eukaryota, Metazoa, Chordata, Aves, Accipitriformes, Accipitridae. Gene Ontology annotation, molecular function: protein binding. The transcript has 3 exons. The coding region runs from base 456 to 1115 and encodes 219 amino acids.